CUAGACUGAGGGCACAGCACACCCACUGGUUACUACGCCCUCUGGAUAAUGUGUACUGUGCGGUGGGGACCAUAGUGAGCAUGUGCAUCGGGGAGAGCAUGGCUGUGUGAGCGCAGCUCUGGUUCUCAGAUGGAAUGCAGUGACAUGAGGCAGCAGAGAAGCAAGGCAGCCAAGGACAGUUAGCUAUGUCUGAAAACAGUGUUUAUAACAACAGAACAUCCAAUAAGCCAUCGCACAGUCCACACUACACUUGGGAAUAUGAAUACUAUGAUUAUGCACCUGUUUCUUUUGAAGGAUUGAAGGCUCAUAAAUAUUCAAUUGUGAUUGGAUUCUGGGUUGGCUUAGCAGUCUUUGUCAUUUUUAUGUUUUUUGUUCUGACUUUGUUAACAAAAACAGGAGCCCCUCAUCAAGAAAAUGUUGAUGCAUCAGAAAAGCGAUUCCAGGUCGAUAGGUUUGCAGCUCACUUCAGGAGACAAUUAGACACAAACAGAGUUUUCUCUUGCCAAGUGGAGGAAACUAGGUCUCUUUUUCAUUGCUAUAUAAAUGAAGUUGACCAACAAGACAGAACAAAGUCCUCUAAAGGAGUUGGAGACAGCGACAUUCUUAUUCAGCAAACUGUAAGAAACAGUAGAGUGGAAGACGAGAUGCAUCAUCAUGCAAAAUUCAACAUUCCAAACUGUGUAAGCACCGACCAGAAUUCCUCUAUAGGAGAGGAGGAUCUUUUAAUCUAUGACCCAACAAUUAUAUUAGAAACCAAGCCAUCGUCUUCAGGACAGCAUCAUUUUUUAAAUGGAUAGUAGAUUAAAUCACAUUUCAGCGAACACAGUCUUGAUUUCAGACCUACUCUAAGGGUGAGGCAUUUUUAAGGAAAGGGCUACUCUUAGAUGAUUAAAAUAAAGCACAAGAAAAUAAAGGACAACAAGGGAUAUUUUCACAUCUGGUGACUAUUUGAUGUUUAAUUGCUUAAAGUAACAGAUCAUUUUUCUAUUUCAUAAAAAAAUUAUUGUACAUGUAUUUUGUAUG
This is a messenger RNA of Pelobates fuscus (common spadefoot toad), 1023 nucleotides long. It is a transcript of the gene MRAP2, whose product is annotated as melanocortin 2 receptor accessory protein 2. Bases 186 to 797 code for a protein of 203 amino acids. Gene Ontology annotation, biological process: regulation of adenylate cyclase-activating G protein-coupled receptor signaling pathway; protein localization to plasma membrane. Lineage: Eukaryota; Metazoa; Chordata; Amphibia; Anura; Pelobatidae. Gene Ontology annotation, molecular function: type 1 melanocortin receptor binding; corticotropin hormone receptor binding; type 3 melanocortin receptor binding. The transcript is spliced from 4 exons. The record is from RefSeq and is a predicted model, not a curated record. Gene Ontology annotation, cellular component: plasma membrane; endoplasmic reticulum.